This is a messenger RNA of Chaetomium globosum CBS 148.51, 711 nucleotides long. RefSeq lists its product as uncharacterized. Gene Ontology annotation, molecular function: ATP binding; inositol-1,3,4,5,6-pentakisphosphate 2-kinase activity. The transcript is spliced from 3 exons. NCBI's taxonomy places the organism in Eukaryota, Fungi, Ascomycota, Sordariomycetes, Sordariales, Chaetomiaceae. The record is from RefSeq and is a predicted model, not a curated record. The coding region runs from base 1 to 711 and encodes 236 amino acids. Gene Ontology annotation, cellular component: nucleus. Gene Ontology annotation, biological process: inositol phosphate biosynthetic process.
AUGACAUCCGCAAACACAUCAUGCAUGCCGGUGCUGUCAUUUUUGGCAGCCGGCAACUAUGAGAUCAACUUCAUCGCCGAAGGAGCAGCAAACGUUGUCUUUCAGGUUGUUGUGCAGCCCGGAGACGAACACAGCAGCAUUUUCCAAGGAUAUCUCCUACGGGUCCCAAAAGCAGGGACAAAUGCGCACAGCUAUGUAGAGCUCCAAGAGUACUGGGAAACGGUGGUGAGGCCGCUGUUUGAGCCCGAAGACCUCGUCCAACAGCGCCUCGUCAAACUCGGGGGCGAAGAGGUGGUUUCAUGCCUGAAUGCUGCCCUGGAACUAAAAGAGGAAGCCCGAAGGGCCGACUUCAAAGGAAGUAGAGUUGCAGUGGUCGAGCACGGGAUGCUCGUGGAAGACAUGCGUCAGACCGCGGCUCGCGACGGUGAGGAAGAAGAAGGAGGAGGAGAAGACGAGGGUGCUGGCGACCCGGAGCGGCUGGCGCUGGCCAUGACGCUGCGCGACUGUGCGUGCUUCGUGCGGGUGCCGGCGGAGGCGGGGCGGCCGGUGGAGGCUAAGCUGGCGGAUCUGGACCGGAAGAAUUGGGAGGCGAAGAGGGGGUAUUGGCGGGAGAUGGAGAGGCGGCUGGUGGAGGGCGGGUAUUAUGAGGGGAGGGAACUGGGAGGGGUGGAGACGGAUUGUUUGCUUGAGGAGGGGACGAAGAAGGUCUGA